Molecule: messenger RNA, 753 nt
Organism: Pterocles gutturalis (yellow-throated sandgrouse)
Lineage: Eukaryota; Metazoa; Chordata; Aves; Pterocliformes; Pteroclidae
Product: zinc finger protein 572-like
Exons: 1
Biological process (GO): regulation of transcription by RNA polymerase II
Cellular component (GO): nucleus
Molecular function (GO): RNA polymerase II cis-regulatory region sequence-specific DNA binding; DNA-binding transcription factor activity, RNA polymerase II-specific
Source: RefSeq, a predicted model, not a curated record
GGGGAGAAGCCCUGCAAGUGCUCCCAGUGCGGGAAGAGCUUCGACCACACCUCGGCCCUCGUCACCCACCUGCGUAUGCACACCGGGAAGAAGCCACACUGUUGCGGUGAGUGCGGGAAGAGCUUUACCUUCAAAUGUGUCAUUGUCACCCACCAGCGCACCCACACCGGGGAGAAGCCAUACAAGUGUGGCCACUGCACCAAGAGCUCCAGAAGCAGCUCGGCACUGAUUCACCACCAGAACACCCACAGCGACGAGCGGCCCUACGCCUGCUCCCAGUGUGGGAUCAGCUUCUGCCAGAGUACAGACCUCAUCACCCACCAGCGCAUCCACACUGGCGAGCGGCCCUACCAGUGCCCCUGGUGCGGGAAGAGCUUCAGCCAAAGCUCCACCCUCUACACGCACCUGUGGACUCACGAGGCUGAGCGUCCCCACAAGUGCCACAAGUGCGGGAAGAGCUUCAUCAAGAGACUGGACCUGGUGAAGCACCAGCGGAUGCACACAGGUGAGCGGCCGUAUGCCUGCGCUGAGUGCGGUAAGAGAUUCUGCCGGAGCUCGGAACUUGUCUUCCACCAGUGCGUCCACACUGAUGAGCGGCCCUACAAGUGUAGCGACUGCGGGAAGAGCUUCAAGCGCAGCUCCACCCUGAACGCUCACCAGCGCAUCCACAACGGCGAGCGGCCUUAGAAGUGUCCGCAGUGCGGGAAGACUUUCUACUUGUCUGUCAUCAAGCACCAACAGAUUCACCUAUGA